This is a messenger RNA of Homarus americanus (American lobster), 4995 nucleotides long. Its product is annotated as tectonin beta-propeller repeat-containing protein 2-like. The transcript is spliced from 15 exons. Lineage: Eukaryota; Metazoa; Arthropoda; Malacostraca; Decapoda; Nephropidae. The record is from RefSeq and is a predicted model, not a curated record. Bases 328 to 4704 code for a protein of 1458 amino acids. Gene Ontology annotation, molecular function: protein binding.
UCAUGUCAUUAUAGACUAUCACAUUUAAAUUUGAAAUACUCGUAUGGUUAGAUAAUUAAGACGAGGGUAAGGCAAAAGCAGCAACGAUAACGUCAUGUGAUUAACUUAAUAAUGUGAUAAAAUAACAAUGGUGUCUGGCUGGUUGUGGAGUUUUACAAGAGGAUAUUUGUCAGGCAAUGCCGUCGAGCAUUUUAUCCACAGGAAAGCCUCUCAUUAACAACCAGCAACUUUACAUCCUUUUUGUUUAUAAGAUGAAAGAAUUUAAGGUCCAUUUAAUGUACUGUAGUUAUUUUGACAACAUAUACCCAGGUCAUUGUAGGAGACAAAAUGGAUUCAGAGGAGAAUCCUGUGUGGACCGAGUGGCUGCCACUAAACAGCUUACUGGACCAGUUACCACAACAGUUCCAGCGAGGCCUUGGUGCUGCUGACCUACAGUUGACUUGCCUUGCCACUAUACCACAGCACUUGGUCAUGGGCACCAAUGUGGGCCUUGUAUAUUUGGCUCACUUACCUUCAAUCAACCUCAUGAGACUCAAGUGUGAGAACCCUUUAUCAGCAGUAUCAAGUGUAGCGAGUGUGAGAACUGUGGAUGACAUGAUUGCUGCAGGAACCGUAGAUGGUACCAUAACAGUUUUCCAACUUCCCCGGGUUGCCAACAUUGACGAGGCUUUUCAACCAUCAUCCUCACCAAAUACAAAUAUCCUCAGGUCAAAGGGCAUCACAGGAGUACAACCUACUGUUAAACGCUUCACGGUGGGAAAUGUUCACAACGGCAGAAUAACUAGCAUGACCUGGAGUCGUAACGGUAUGCGGCUCUUCUCAGGAGAUGCUGAUGGUGUGGUCUCAGUAGUGGAAAUUAAUUACCAGACAAGUGAAUGCACAGCAAAAAAACUUAUGAGGGAGACAAGUAGCAUUACACAGCUCUCUUACAACUGUCAGCACCUAGCAGUAUCAACGCUAGAGAGAACUCUUGUGUACAGUCUGACUCAGAACAGUGCCCAGCAGGUUGGUCAGAAGCCUCGUAAAUACCUCGGCUUAUUCGGCUGCACGUGGUCCCCCUCAAUGUCCCAUUCUGAUGCUGUUCUUUUCACAUCUAGGCCUGGACUGAGACUCUGGUCUUCAACUAGUGAGGGAGAAGUUUUGCACACUCACAUAAUUAAAGAAUUACCAGAGACGACAAAAGCACACUUGUUGAAUCCCAGUUUUGAGAAGCCAAGAGAAGGUGAAAAGUUUUCCUUUGGACUGUUACACAUGCUUGGUCUCUCUCAUAUUGUUUCUUAUAAUCCUCAUUGGCUUUUUAUCAUAGAUGUAAACAGCUUGAAAGUAUUAACUUUUAGUGGACAGUUUCGUCACAUUACUGGAUUAGCCGUGUCAGACCAGGAAAUAUUUGUGUUGGAAGGAUCCAGAAAUGUUUCUUGUCUUAGUAUUCAACCCAUUAAUAUUGGGGGGAAUAUAUCUCCCUCUGCUGCAAGAAAUACUCCCUUUCCUGAAACUCAAAAUCUACUUGACAUUGGUGCUCGCAUAGUGAUAAAAGGAUCUGGACUGAUUGGACAAAUUGCCCGUGUGAGUAGCUCUGUCGCUGCCAGAGUGUCAGAACAUGCUAACUCAUCCAUAAUAACGGGGCAGGAAAUAAAGAAUCGUAAAAAACAGGAUAUUAGUAAGAGCAGCCCCAUGGACGGUCCAUCACUGCACACGGCACAACUCCCUGGUUAUCCACUUGCAGCUGCCACUGAAGGAGAGAAACAAGGCCAUAAGAGAUCAUCAUCGUCAGGACUGAUACAAGAGAGUGGUUCACUUUCCUCACCCUCGGUACAUCCCAGAAUGGUACAGUCUGUUGGCAGUUUCUUUCCCUCCUUGUUGUCUUCUCCACUACUCAUCUCAACACUAGGAAAAACACCCUCUUUACAAGAUGUACACAUUACAGUUUUUCAGGGUGAACUGGAAGUUGUUGGAGAUUUGGAAAAAAUUGUAACAAGUUCCGAGAUUGUUGCUCAAGAAGGUGAAGAGUCUGAGCCAAUAGUGAUGAGAGAUAAGUCAAGGAAGAGAGCAAGAAAAAAAAUGGAUGCUGUUCCUUCGCCAGACUCCGUGAGUGUCAGCAGCUUCAAAUCUACUUCAGAAAUGAGUGAUACGCCCAGUGGAGGAACACCAUCAAGUCCAUCAAUGGGUCAAACUCAGCUUUCUACAGAUUUCUCUUUGUCUCCUAGUACAAACUCUUCACAGAGCCUUCAGCCCCUAGAUGAAAAUAUUAAAAUGCUAGUGGAUCAAAAUCAAGAAGAAAGUGAUUAUACUCCUGGAACAGGUAGAUGUGAAAAACCAAAUACUGAAGAAAGUGAAGAAAAUUAUUCCACUGCCAGUAUAGGGUUUAAGAGCGUUGUUGACACUAGAACAUACGAUGAUUUCAAGAAUGACAUACAACAGAAGGAGAGCCUCUUGGCAGACAUCCUUGAUCUUGGUUGUCUCAAGAUGGACCAUGAAGUUAUAGCAAGUGAAGAGGAAACUAGUAGUACUGGAGGAUAUGAAGAGCCUCCACAACUAGAAAGAGAACACAGCUUUGACAGCACCAGUUGUUCCACUCCAAGUACCUUAAAAGAGUUGAGUCCUGCUCCAGAUAGUUCAAGCUGUAGUGAUUUCUAUGCACAGUUUUACCCCGGCAAUAACAGCUUUAGUUCAGUAGACAGCGGCACCGAUGCUCACGGUCACCACGGAGUAGAAGGUGCCACCAAAAUUAAUAUUGGUGAUCCAACCCUUAUGAGAGAUGAUGGAGAUGAACAUUUAGAAAGUAAUGUAAGUGAAGACAGACUUAGUUGUUUGAGUUAUGGUCCACCCUCGGGAAGUAGUCUUUUAUCCCUCGGAAACAGACCACAGGGCGAAGGACACGACCAAAGUGUAGGCGAGUCAAGAAACGUGUUAACAGUCACGGACUCAUCUGAAGUAGCGGACAUUAGUUGGUCGUACUCUGCCUCAGAUGUACAGGAAUGCUACGAGUACGAUAAGGAAGAAAUGACCGGUGGCUGGUUACGACAUAAACUGCCUAGUAACGUUGUGAGUUUAACCGUUUCGGAAAAUAGUGUUGUAUUUGUGGAUAAUCGGAGUUGCCUUUUCUUUAAGGAUGCUGCUUCAGAAAAUAAAGCUUGGAAAAAAGUUAAGUUGACAGCAAAGGCAUCACAAAUUUCUUAUUCACCAAGUGGUAACAUUUUGUGGAUAGAAUUUGGAAGAAAUGUGUAUGCCAUUAGUAAUCCAAAACUGGAGACAUUUUCAACAUGCAGAAUGAUACCCAUAGCACGGGAUGUUCGGCAGAUGUGUGUGGAUGAAGAGGUGACUUGGUACAUCAGUCAGCUAAAGCAAGUGUGUGUACAGCCAAGUUUAAGACACAAAAGCCCACACAUUGUACACUGCCAAGAGUUUCAGAUGGCAAAGGUGGUUUGUCAUAGCCAGGUGGUCUGGGGCCUUACUGAAUCUGGUCAACUAGUUUUCAGAGUGGGAGUAACUGCCCAAUCACCCUUUGGUCAUGACUGGGGAGUAAUGGACACACCUGGAGGUCCUUUGUUGACUAUGGCACUGGGGCCUGGGCAGAAAGGGUGGAUAGUGGAUGCCAAAGGUAGAGUUUACUUUCGACUUGGAGUUUGCGCCAAGUACCCACAGGGAAGCGAUUCAAAAUGGUGGCAGGUGGUUACUAGUGACUACAUGAUGGACUUUGUAACAGAGGAAGGCAGCAGUGUCAUGCUCGCUUCAUCAUCAAGAGGGAUCUGGUUAGCUGAACAAGAAUCAAACCGCUACUCUUUCCAUGAAGCCAAUUGUACAGGUCAUGUUUGGACUGUGUUCAGUGAAGAAGUUUGGUCCACUGUUUGUGCAGAAGCUUUAUACACAGACCAGGGAGCCAUCUGUUGCCUCUCACCCCUCGGACAACUGUUUGUCGUUAACCCCAACACCGCCUGUUCUGUGCCUUUUGAUUUACCGAAAAAUGAAUGUGUGGUGAGUGUGAGUCAGCGCCCAGAGGCUAUGUGGGUUCUGACAGCAGCUGGGAAUAUCUUCAUCAGGGUGGGACUGUCUGCAAAGUCCCUCCAUGGAUCACAUUGGGAACAACUUGACUUGAACCAAAUUGGAGACGUACACCUGUGCCAUAUAUCGUGUGGGAUGGAGGUUGUGUGGGGAGUGGAUACCCGAGGGGGUGUCUACAUGCGACAAGGGCCCCUUACUCCUUCAUCAAAUGAAUCACUUCCACCAGCUUGGAUUCAAGUAGAUCCCGUUUCUCUCAAGGGAAAUGCUGUGUUCACUAAGCAGGUUUAUGUGGGGAUGAAGCUACACGUGGUUUGGGCAGUGGAUUCCUGUCGCUGCGUGUAUGUGAGAGAGGCCAUCUUUCCUGAACUACCCAUUGGACUAUCAUGGGUUCCUGUGGAUGGACUUCUGGCUUUACACUUAUCCAUAAGUGAAAAUGAAGUUUAUGCUCUUACUCCCAAUGGUGAAGUUUUCAAACGUAUUGGAGUAACCGAGACAAAUUACAUUGGUGAUGCAUGGCAGAAAAUUCCAGGAAACAUUGCCAAGAUUUCAGUAACAAUAGACAACUGUUUGUGGGGUCUGAAUGGUGACGGACACAUCUGCCAACAUAGUGUGUUUCAGGUGUCGGACUCGCCUCCAGAUGGAUUUUUUAACAGAAGCCAGACAUUCUCAAUAAGUUCUGAAACCUCAGAUUGGGAAGUAUUGUGAUGAUGGGUGCUUAAGUUAUGAUUAAAAGUGGCUUAUACUGUACCAUAAUAAUAAUAAUAAUGGGUGUUAUGCAAUAUGAUCAAUACACAACUGGUCACUAGUGCAUUCUCACUACUGGGUGGAUGAAGCUGGAGAUGAUAAUACUAAUACAGUACUGUAUAUAUAUAUUUUUUAUAAGAAUGCCUUAUAAGCUUUUAACCAAAAAACUUUGACAUAUUGUUAAUCUAACUGUUAUGUCUGUACUCUACUGUUUAUAUUGUUUAUAUUACAAUAAUAAACUUUAUCUUGAGA